Coturnix japonica (Japanese quail) is the source of this 1400-nucleotide messenger RNA. RefSeq names its product VOPP1 WW domain binding protein (gene VOPP1). Lineage: Eukaryota; Metazoa; Chordata; Aves; Galliformes; Phasianidae. Gene Ontology annotation, cellular component: cytoplasmic vesicle membrane. The record is from RefSeq and is a predicted model, not a curated record.
GGGCACCGCCUCUCCCCGCCCUCAGCCGCCGCGGCGGCGCUGGCUUUGUACCGCUGGCCGGACACCACGCUGCCUGCUGCUUCCCUGCCCGCCCGUCUCCGGUAGCGGCCGCGAGGCCAGGAGCCGCUUCUGAUCGGAGAGGCGGGUCAGCCCGCCCCUGCCCGUUCCGCUGAGAGGCUUCCCCGCCUCUUGUCCCGCCGCGGACUGCUUGCCGGCCCUACCCCCGAGCAGUCUGUCAGCCCUCCUGGGUUGCUGUCCUUCCGCGUGAUCUCCGCGUUCCCGAGUCGCCGGCUGUGUCUUCCCCUUCGUGCCGCCCAAGCCCUUCCCGGGCGCCGGGCAUGGCGCUGUUGACAGCGCUCGUACGCAUCUGAGGUGGCGGGAGCGGCGAAGACGAGUGAAAUGAGGCGUCUGCAGCCCGGGGCCGCGCUGCUGCUGUCACUGCUAUGGGAGCUUCUGGUAUGCUGGGCUGCGAGUGGGCGUCUGAUGCUGAACUCAUGGAUGGAAGUGCAGAACUGAGCUGCUCAAGUCACAGACUUCGUCAGGACACUGCAUAUAGCAUGGUGUGUACAGAGGCCAAAAAGCAUUGCUGGUACUUUGAAGGGUUAUAUCCUACCUAUUAUAUAUGUCGCUCCUAUGAGGACUGCUGUGGUUCAAGAUGCUGUGUAAGAGCCCUCUCUAUCCAGCGACUAUGGUAUUUUUGGUUCCUCUUGAUGAUGGGAGUUUUGUUCUGUUGUGGAGCUGGUUUCUUUAUCCGAAGACGGAUGUACCCUCCUCCACUUGUAGAAGAACCUACUUUUAAUGUGUCUUAUACCAGACAACCAGUCAACACUGCAUCAGGAUCACAACAAUCUGGAGUGCCAUACUACACAGACCCAGGCGGACCUGUGAUGAAUCCCAUGGCAAUGGCUUUCCAUGUCCAGCCGAAUUCCCCACAAGGGAACCCAGUUUACCCUCCUCCACCUUCCUACUGCAACACACCUCCUCCUCCGUAUGAGCAGGUGGUGAAAUCCUCCACGUGAGGACUCUGUGUCUCUCUGACCUGACUCUGGGAGAGGAAGGUGCCAUUGCAAAACAAUCAGGAUGGUGGGCAUCUGCCCCUUUGAAUACUUGCUAGUUUUCUAUGUCCUCCCUCUCACCCUACCCUGCACCUUUCCUCAUUAAAUUUAAUUGCAAAGGGGUGAUUUUUUUUCCUUUUUUUUUUUUUUUUUUUUUUUUUAAAGUAGAAGUGGGUUUUGUUGCAUACAGAUGAUAAAGAGGGGGGAGAUGUUGCAUAUUGGGUAGGUGGUGCCUGCGUGCACCUGGGGUGGAGUCAGGGAAGUCACGAGGGUAUGCCAGGGGCGGUCACCUGUACCACUAUAUAGGGUUUGUUGCGAGGCAUUAAACUUGUACUUUCGGCAUUA